CUCCGUGGAUCUGUCAGUUUCAGGAUGUACUACAGAUAGCGGGUCUCUGAACUCAUCCCGACGCCGCCGAACAAGAACCAACCGAUCCGCCCGGUGUGUCCGUUAUCUUCUCAACGGAAACACAAUUGAGUUUACUUAUAAAUAAUAACUCCACCCGCCGUUAUAAGUUGUUGUAGUUUAAAAACAGUUCGGGGUUCACUCUGCUGUGAUGCACGGGUUUGUAGCUAGCUAACGUUAGCCGGAGCGAGCUAGCGUCCAUCGUCCACUGUUCGGGGGGGAAAGUAACGUUAGCGGAUUCCGUGUUCCUUCUUUCAGCCGUGUGGGGGGUGAAUACACCGGGGUAAGCAUGGAGAAAAGUAACCGCUUUGUAGACCUGUACCACUAUCUCCAAGACCCCCACCUUGUCGCCCGCUUUCAGCGCUUCUGUGGGGUACACGGGACGUUUUCGAGAACCGUCUGUGCGGCGGGUAUCAGCGCGGAAGCGGACCGGACUCACUCGCAGAACAACGGGGCUUGCCAUCAUCACAUCGCCGCCGGGGGAAAUGAGAGUGAGAAGUCGGCUGGUAUCGGAGCAGGGGAAGGGGAGAAAGUGCAAACAGCAGCAGCGGGUGUACGGAAGAGGGGUAUUGAUUCAAACGUGGCGACAAAGAGAGGGGAGGAAAGUGAGAAUCCUCCCCAGAAUGGAGCAGUUGUGUCCGGGGCGACCGCCGGGGGAGAGACGUUUGGUGCGGGGAGUAACGGUCGCAGCCUCGCCGGGGAGCCAGAGGAGCAGGGCGGUAAAGCCCCGGGUCCAUCAGGGAGCAGCACGGUGAAACCCCUCCGCAAAAACUCUCUAACAGGCGAUGCCGGGCAGGAGUUCCUCAUCGGGAACCGGUUCCUGUACUACAUGUUCACUUUCGGGACCGAGCUGGGCAACGAGCUCUUCUACAUCACCUUCUUCCCCUUCGUCAUCUGGAACAUGGACGCCUUCGUGGGCAGGAGGCUGAUCAUGGUGUGGGUCUGGGUCAUGUACCUGGGGCAGUGCACUAAGGAUGUGAUCGGGUGGUCGCGACCCGCCUCACCACCUGUGGUCAAAGUGGAGAUGUUUUACAACUCUGAGUACAGCAUGCCGUCCACACACGCCAUGUCGGGCACCGCCAUCCCCUUCUCCCUGUUCUUCAUGACCUACGGCCGGUGGGAGUACCCGUUCACACUGGGCUUCAGCUUGGCUCUCUGCUGGUGUCUGCUGGUCUGUGUCAGCCGAAUCUACAUGGGAAUGCACUCAGUCCUGGACGUCAUCGCCGGCUUCCUCUACAGCAGCCUGAUCCUGCUCUUCUUCCUGCCGGCGCUGGACCUGAUCGACGGCUUCAACCUGACUUGCCGCUACGCUCCGCUCAUCAUCAUCUCCCUCCACCUGGGCCUGGGCCUUUUCUCCUUCACCCUGGACACGUGGAGCACCUCGCGGGGCGACACUGCUCAAAUCCUGGGCACAGGUGCCGGCGUGGCCCUCGCCUCCCACGUCAACUACUACCUGGGUCUGAUGCCGGACCCUACAGCAGACCAGCUCCCCUUCACCAUGUCCACCCUCAGCGCUGGCUUGGUGGGUGUCACCUUGCUGCGACUGGUUCUGGGCGUGCUGGUGCUGAUGGCCACGCGGGCGCUGAUGAAGGCCAUCACCAUCCCGGCGGUGUGCUGGGUGUUCGGGGUGCCCAGCACAGACGUGAGGAAGGCCAGGCAGCACAUGGAGGUAGAGCUGCCUUACCGCUACAUCGUUUAUGGAGCGGUGGGCUUCAACGUGCUCUUCUUGGUGCCACUGCUCUUCAGCUACACUCAGCUCUCCUGAUUUCAGUCAGUCACUGGCUUGAAAACAGUAAAGUGAUUGACUUAUGUCCACCGAAUGCUGUUAUCAGAUCAUAUUUCACACCCAGAACCUGUUUCUUUCCUCCUCUGGGUUCAACUAAGGUGAAUUAAAGCCUAAAAGCUGAUCUGGAUGCUGACGUGUUAUCAGUUUCUCAGUCUCUCCCAUCGUUGCCUCAGGUUGCCUUCAGGUAGGAUGAACCAGGAGCAGCUGGGAAGUCUUGUAAAUUUGGCUUUGACUGUUAUCAGUUCUACCUGUGGCGAGUGAUAUCUCUCUUUUCUGUUGUUUUAGAUUUAUUUAAAAUCAAAUCAAAUGGCUCCUGCUGAUCCCAGGACGCACUGGAUCAGAGCCAAACAUCCACUCCUCCUGCACCAGCUUAAUUCUUACUAAACAGUGGCCUCUGAAAGACUGAAAACGCCACUGAGCGCUACUGAGAAAUAACCUGUGUCUUAGUAUUCACAUUAUUGUCAAUGCUAUAAUUAUUAUUAAGAGUUUAGACAAAGAGCCACACAAGUACGUUUAUGAAAGACUGAAAUUUUCCUAGCAUUUGCAAAAUGUCAGUGUUACGUGCACUUGAAUGCAAAGUAAGGAUUCGGCAGCAAAUUCACAAAAUGCUGUCAGUCUUUAACCAGGUGAAAAGUGUUUAGAAAUUCAUUUAAAACCUGGUGGACGUGAAGAGCUGCAACUUUCACCCAUGUUUAACAAGCAAUAAAAAUGUCUUGUCUAGUCCAAGCUGCAGCCCUGAUACCUUAAGACCUUCAGCUGAAAUCAUAUAAACAGACAAAUCCUCACAUUUAGAGAAUAUUUGAAGCUUUUGGGUGAAAAAUGAUGAUUAAUUCAGUAUUUAAAUAGUUGCAGAAACAUUGUUUGCUGACUGUUUCCACUCAAGUUGGGUGUUUAAAGUUUGUGUGGUUCUUUGUCAGGAAGCUUCUUAAUAAUGAAUAGUUAAUCUUCCUCUCGUCCUCUAAGCUGUCUCACUUCUCAAAGCAAUAAGAUUUUAUACUUCCUUAUUCCUGUCUCAGAGUUUAUCCUGAUGGAGACUGAUUUCUCCUUCACCUGUGGAGUGGACACGCCUGUGGUUUCAAGUUCUUGAACUCAUUUUUGAGGUGUUUAAUCGCACGUGUACAGUAUUUCCUUAAAGGGCUCUCCCCACUCUGUCUGCUCUGUUUACUGUUUCUGUCUUUAUUCAGACAAGUUAUCGUCUCUUCUGCGAUGGAUUGUUUUUUCUUGUCGGAGAAAAGCAACAACCGGGCACAUACUGUAUGAUCCAGAGGAAAAAGGAAGGAAGCCUCACUGUGUUUGGGAACUGUACAGAGAAGUUUUUGAUAUGUUUUUUAAAAUGGGAUGACAGGAAUCUGUCCACGUGGCUCAGCUUUUUUUUUCUUGUAACACUGUAAACUGACUUCCUGAUAGAGAUGCUCCUGAUGGCAUCCACUUCCUGUGCGGAGGAGAGUUUUAUCCGGAGGGAGGAGGCGGUGGAGAUAACGCUGCUCUCAGGAGGGAAGACGUGUGGAGAGGCGGAGGGAGGUCAGGACGAUGACGGGAGGAGGUCGACUCAGCUCAGGCAAAAAUAUUUUAUAUUUUAAAUGAAGAUUUGUAGCUUUGUAUCUCACAGGAGGUGAACCACUUAUUUUAGGAUGAGGUGGAAAUAUUUUGGGGGGAAAAUGAAUGAGAAAUAAGUCAUCAUUUUUAGAAUAAGUCUAAAUUAAAAAACACGUUGAAGAGAACAGGUGAAAGCAAACUUUCACCUUUUGUCAUAAAAUUAUAUUCUAAAAUAUUUACUUUUUCCCAAAAGUAUUAGACAUUUUUCUCAUAUUUAUGACUUAAUUUUGUAAAUUUUAUAACUUUUUUUCCAAGAUUUUUUGUUUUAUUUUUGAAAUCUUGUUCCCACUAUUACUACAAAGUUUUUCAUGGUCAUAAAAACAUUUUAAUAUCAAAACUCAUGUGUUCCAGUCGAGCUUUUCAAAUACCUAGUUUUAUUAAAAGUUUUAUAAAACUUAAAAUAUUUGUUUCCGGAUUCGCAGUAGUCAGAGAAAUUGUUUUGCUCAAAGGUCAGCUUGCAAAAAUUUAAAACAACAUUGAUUGCAUUUCUGUGUUUCUGUUGUAUUAUAGCAAUAUUUAAUUUUAUAGAUUUUAUUUUAAGUUAAAAUUCUUUUUUGUUGUUUUUGACAUUCCGACACCAGCUCAGUCAGUGUCUGUGUGUCUGAAUCAGCCGCCUGCUGAAAGACAAAGAAACCAGAUCUGAACAGAGUUAGGAGGCCAGACGUGCAAAGGAUGCAUGUGCAUCAAAAACAUCCUUAUAAACAGUGUUUCAUAACGAGAACGUGCAGCGAGUUGUUUCCAGAAUGAUCUGAAAGCCAGGAGUUUGUCUGUUAACAUUCGUCAGAAAGAAAAACAGACUCCUCAGCGUCCACGUGGACUUUGACUCCAGCUUUCUCUCCUCCUGUCGUCCUCCCACGCAACAGCUGAGUCACAGUAAAAACAAACCCCUCCGACCGCUGAGCAGCCCUUUAACCUUCAGUGUGGAAUCACUGAUCGACACCUGUGAGACCGGACACACAUGAACUAUUCUCCCUGUGCCUGCUUUACAUUUUGUAAGGAGAUUUUACCGACAUUACAACACCACUACAACACAUCUGUAAAUCGUAGGCGUUUCUGGAUUGAAGAAAUGUCCUACAUAUGGAAACUGAUGUGUUCAGUCAGUGGACGGUCCAGUAGUAAUAAACAGACGACCAUUGUCACUGUCAGUUAUGUGUUUAUAGCAGCACCACCACAGUGUACUUACGAGACAUGCUCAGUGAUCAUUCAGUAACCCAGUCAGUGUUUCAGUCGUUCAACAGAACAAAAAAAUCAACACAACAUCAACUUAACAGCUUUUUCCAGAACGUAAAGGACUGAUGAAGACCAUGAGAUGUGACUGAAAGUGUAGCCUGACUGACACUGUAUGUUUGAGACUUUGAUUUUUUAACAAACUUACUGAACAUAAACAGUUUUUAAAAGGAUCCUCUACGUUAUUGGAGAAUUGUGACCAAAAUAUUUACCUAUCAGUGCUUAAAUGCUUGACAAAAACAAUCUCUCCACAAGGGCCAUUUAGUAUUUGUUCUGGAGUUUUCAAUCAUGUUACAUGGUCUUCCUCUGCAAGUAAAAUUUGCAACAAUAGACGUUUAAAGUCCAGUAUUUCUGAGCCCUCACUCGUCCUUAUUAGCUUCUUUGAAACAGCUAGAGCUGCCCCCGACUAAGAACUUUCCUAGUCGACCAGUAGUCGUCAUUUAGGGCCAUUAGUUGGCUAGUCGCCUGCAUGUUUACUAUAUGAAUGUAAUUAUUAAAUGAUAUAUUUUGGUGGUUUGAGUUGAAGGUGUGAGAAAGAAUAGUAUCAGUAACAUUGUUAACACUGUGCUACAUUACAGAGAAAUACAAAACCGUACUAAUGACCCUUCAUUAAUAUAGGACUAUAUUUUAUCUACAAGUGCACGUCACACACUGAGCGAGCCGCCUGUUAAUGACGCUGUGGGCUAAUGGGCAUGUAGCUACUUCCAUGUUUCAGAUGAUACGUCAUGUUUGUAGUCGACCAAUGAAGAUGAGUUUACAUAUCACCUUGGGUUCGUCCUUCACCUUCUCAAAAUGAUCCCACACUUUGGAUUUCCUGCCCGACAUGUUAUUAACUAGCCUGUGGAAUAACCGCAGGUACCAGCCCUGGAAAUUAACCUGACUCCUGUCUGACUGCUGAGCGUGGACACUUCCUGUGUCUGUCCUUUCAAAUUAAAGUCACACAUGGGAAAUGUGACCAAUGAAAUCUUGCCGACUAAGGACCUCUCUGGUCAACUAAUGUUUGGUCAACUAUUCGGGGGCAGCCCUAGAAACAGUUUGAUGUGUUCGUCACUCCAGAGCAGAUGCUGAUUGUAACUUGUGGUUUGUUUUACAAAGUCAAGAAAGAACUUUAAACAUCUAAAACCAACCUUUGGAAUUUCUGCGCUAUUUCUUUCUAUUUAUCAGCUGACAUAUAUGCCGAUACCAUAAAUACCUGCGAUAAGAUAAUAUUGACUGAUACAUGGACUUGUUGCAAACCUUGGAAAAAGCCAGUAAGUGGAUCUUUUGUUGAGAUUGUUAUUGUGUCUUUUUCUCUUGUGUAAAAUGUUUUGAUUACACCACCCAAAACCUCUGAUAAGCUUGUCGCUCAGUCGGCCUCGAGGUGAAGAUGAGUUGAAGUCCCCCUGUUAAAUUACCUGUUGGGUAAAGACGGAAAAGUAAUACCCAGGUGUAACUAGAGAUCACUGUGUCUCACACCUUUUAGUGUCCAGCGUCUGUCCCGAGUCUCUGUCCUGGACUUGAUAAUAACUGAACAUCUGGACGGACGCCUGAUGUUUCAUUCACACAUUCCUCCUCGUGUUUGUCCACCGCAGCAGCUGUAGGAGAAGUGCCUUGCUCAAGGGCACUCUUAGAGGACAGCUGACGGGGCUGCUGGUGACCUUUUACCUUUUGAACUGAAGACCAACAAUAGUCCACAGAAAAACAAACUUUUCUUGAUUCUUAUUUUGCGUGGGUGAGGGCAGCACCUGCAGCAGGAGGCUGACUUGUGUGUUGUUCUGUACGGUACUGUCCUAAUACGAAUGCACUGUUUCCCAGAAUGCACUGUGUUCCCCCUGAGCCGGGCAGAGAGGGUGAAGCUGGUCCAAAACGUUCUGAGAAGACUAUUGAAAUCAAAGCAGCAUUCAGGACAGUUUUAAAUCUGAAUUUUUAACAAUUAACCUACAGUUUUCAUUCAGUUUGUACUGUUUUAAAUUGUGAUAUUUUUUUUUGUGACAGUUUAAGCGUCAUUUUAUUUUACGUUAUUUCUGUUUGACCCAACCCUGCUCACAUUGUCUCAGACUAACGGACCAGCUUCACCUGCGGCUGAGAUGACUCGUCUCCUCUGCCCGCCUCCUUUCACUUCCUGCGGCCUUGCCUCGUGCACGUACAUAAUUCUGUUUGUUGUAGCGUUUUUCUGUCUGAAUGUGGUUUCCUCUCUGAACCAGUGAAACAGGAAGUUUGUCCCUGUUCGCUUUUUUUGUUUUUGAUUCAUCAAUGAAAAACACAAACUCUGUGAAUCCUGUGGUGGGAUUGUGUUUGUGCAGACGGCCUCAAAUGACCAUAGAGUCCAACGGGAUUGGGUCCAUAAAUGGAAACGCAAAAAGGUUAAAUGUCAGAGUUUCUGUGUGUCUGCAAAGUUGGGAAGAGUUCGACAAACAAACACAGAUGUUAAAGAAGUUUGGUGUCAACCAUUUUGACCUGUGACUGAAUUUGUCAAAGGUUGUUGGGACACUAUGUGAGAUAGUGAUACGUGAGGUUAAGCAGUGAUAAACAGGAGAAGCUGUAAGUGUUCAAACACGUGUCAGAUGGUGUUUACAUCCCGUCAGGAGGAAGUUUCCCCCGCAGACGGAGGAGCCAUCAGGGAAGUGAGAUUGAUAAAUGAGAUAAAACCAAACUUCCUGACAGUGAUGAUGAUAAUUGUGCUUCCAUUGUGAGACCUCCACCACCCAUGUUCAGGUUCACCAGUGUGUUAACCUGUGUGUGUUAGACUGAACAGAGAGUUGGAUUAAUGGAAGACUGUAUUUCACCUGUGUUUCAGUUUGUGUUUGAUGAUGACUGAAGAUGGAUUUUAAGUUUGCACAACAACUAUUAAAGUGAAUUUACUGCAAUAAACUAAAAUAACUCAAAGAAAACAAAAAUUGUGCAAAUGUAAAAAGUAAAACGUUGACUUUAUAAUUUAAAAACACAGUUGUUAAUUGUUACAGCUCCCUUACAUCCUUGAAUUUGGAUUUGUGCCUCUGAAAUUUGGUGAUUUUUCUCAUUGAGCACCCUUUGAAAUGUGAAAUGUUUUCACAGGAAAUUUAAAGUUGACAUAGAGUCUCUUUCAAAAUAAAUGCACUACUUCAGUGCAACAACGCGAACUGACGCUUUUCUUUCUCCAACCACUAACACGUGGUUAGGUCUAGGGGAAAAAAAACAGGGUUUAGCUUCAUAAACUUACGGGACGCGAAAACUGCUCUGCGUUUGUUCUUGUCCCGCUGCGUUUCUCCCUGACGUGGCCGAGCACCUUUAAACUGUAACAGCGACUAGCCGCGUAUCAUGCUGUUGGCAAGUCACUGCCCAAGGGCCAGAUUUUGACCAUUUCAUAGUGAGACCAGGUUGGAAAUGAACACGUUUACAGCCUGGUACAAAAACAGUUUUAGUCUCUAUAGCUAAUUUAAUUAAGUUACCCAUUUGUAUUUCAUUAAUGAAUCAAUGAAGUGCUUGGCUUCUCAGUCAGAUCCACCCCUCGCUCCUCCAAAGUGCCGCCCUCUCCCACAAAUAUGGUCACUUCUGGCUCCAAAAAAACAAGAUGGUGAACUGAACGAGGCUUCAAAACAUCACUCCGCAAACUAGUGGGUGAUGUCACGGUUGCUAUAUCCAUUAUGUUUACAGUCUGUGGUUUAAUACAAGAUGUUUAAUUAAACUCUAAGGACCAUAGAGGCGAUACCUGCACACUAAUGCAACUGGGCUGGACAGCCACAAAAAUGUCCACAGGCUGAGAUCAAUGUGAAAAUAGUCAAUUUAUUUAAGGGUUCCAUGCACAAAAAGAUCAUUAGAGCUACUAGUCAACGACUGAAACGUGAGCCGCUGUUUUUAAUUCACUUUAAUUAUUUUGGCACUUUGAGCACCUUCUUUUUGUGCACAGAUGUCUUAAAUAACUGGACUAUUUUCACGUUGAUCUCAGCCUGCGGACAUUUUUUGUGGCUGUCCAGCUCAGUUCUAUUUUUGUUGUAUUGUUGUUUGUCUUUUGUACCAACGCACCCAAGACAAACUUUUUGUUGCCAUAAGUAGGCCCAGUUUCACAGAAGCCCCAAAUUUGUUAAAAUUCUAAAUUUUAUUUGUCGUAUAGUCCCAAAAAUGUUUCAGUCCAAGGAUUAAAAUUCUUAAUUUUAUUCUUAGAAUUCCCCUUUCUUUGUGUUUCAAUUUCCAAAAUUAGUUUAAUCCCAAAUUUAAUUUGUUAAAAUACCAAAUAUCUGCCAUCUGACAGAAUCCCAGCACCCUGAAACUAUGUCAUAUUUCCCAAAUUUGUUUGUAUGAGACCAAAUAUUGUGGUUUUGUGGUGGCUACAGUCCUCUGGAAACUCCCCAGAUUUUGUUUUUAUUAAAGAUUUGUCAUAUUAAACCUAAACAUGUUUGUUCAUCUCAACAAAAUCAGAGUCACGAUUUUGUUAAACUGAACACAGGUGACAUUCUCAGCUCCUCUGGAGGUUGAGGGCUCAGCUCUGCUCUAAACAACGUGUUUUCUUUCUUCCUUAAAUCUGGAUCUCAGAGACUUUUUAUUUUCCCACUCUGACCAAAUGUAUGAGGUGGUUGAUCUGUGUGUGUGUGUGUGUGUGUGUGUGUGUGUGUGUGUGUGUGUGUGUGUGUGUGUGUGUGUGUGUGUGUGUGUGUGUGUGUGUAGCUGCUCCUCGCUUUAGUGCCUUUAUGGUUGUUCAGGAACAUUUAACGUUUCGUGUGAAAACUUUAGUCCCGACUUUUGUUUUUAAUUCUUUUCAUUCUGUCCUGUCGUGUUGCCUUUUGCACUUUGUGACCGCGUCAGUGUGGAAGAAACGACUCAAGUGUUUUAGUUUCCCACUGUUUGUUAAUGACUGCCUUCACCCAAGUUAACAACAUGUGAGUCACUGUAGCUCAAACUUUGAUGUUUGAUAAAUUCACAAGUGUGUUUUUAAUCCACUGACUGUUUGCAUGAGAAAAGAUGUUUUGUCUGUUUGUCCCAAACCAAAUCAAUCUGUUUAGUUACAGUGACAGGUUUCAUUGAAUAAGUCCAUUAAUCAUUUAAAACAGGUGUUAUAUUUUUCAUUUUGGAAUCAAACCCUUCACAUUUCUGUGUCGUGUCCUGAGGUGACACACGUGUGGACAUUAAAGGAGCUUUUAUGCAGUUUCACAGUAUUUUUUUAUUGUUAUUCUUCAAAAUGAGGAUCUGUCUCUGUCUGAUUGUUUGUGUGAAAUUAACUGAAAUAAAAAAGAAGAUAA
Molecule: messenger RNA, 9858 nt
Organism: Epinephelus moara (kelp grouper)
Lineage: Eukaryota; Metazoa; Chordata; Actinopteri; Perciformes; Serranidae
Gene: sgpp1b
Product: sphingosine-1-phosphate phosphatase 1b
Exons: 3
Coding region: 347-1822 (491 amino acids)
Biological process (GO): phospholipid dephosphorylation; sphingosine metabolic process
Cellular component (GO): endoplasmic reticulum membrane
Molecular function (GO): sphingosine-1-phosphate phosphatase activity
Source: RefSeq, a predicted model, not a curated record